CAGCAUUUCUCUUCUAAGCAUCCAUCGAUCACUAACAACACAAUCAAUCACAAGUUCGUGCUUCGCUCCAUCUCUAUUUUCUCUCUCUACAAGUAGACACACGGUCCCCUCCCCCUCCUCCCUAUCUCUCUCCACUUUCUGGGUUUUGUACAAGUCUGGAGAAGAGAGAGAUACAAGCUUCUGUGUCCAUUAAUGGCUUCGAAUUCGGACUUACCGGAGGGAACAGUGCAGAACAUACUGGACCAAGAGAGUUUGAAGUGGGUCUUCGUUGGAGGCAAAGGGGGUGUGGGUAAGACCACAUGUAGCUCCAUAUUGUCGAUCCUUCUCUCUAGGGUUCGAUCCUCUGUUCUCAUAAUCUCCACCGACCCUGCUCACAAUCUUAGCGAUGCCUUUCAACAACGGUUCACUAAGACACCUAUUUUGGUCAAUGGAUUCACCAAUUUGUACGCCAUGGAGGUAGAUCCCAAUGUGGAGAAUGAAGACCCACUUAAUUCGGAUGGAAUGGAUGGUUUUUUGUCUGAGCUUGGAAAUGCCAUUCCUGGUAUUGAUGAGGCUAUGAGCUUUGCGGAGAUGCUAAAAUUGGUGCAAACAAUGGAUUAUUCUGUAAUAAUAUUUGAUACGGCUCCCACUGGUCAUACGCUCCGGCUACUACAAUUUCCAUCAACAUUAGAGAAGGGUCUCAACAAAAUGAUGGCAUUGAAGAACAAAUUUGGUGGCUUGUUGAGUCAGAUGACUCGUGUCUUUGGCGCUGGUGAUGAAUUUGGUGAGGAUGCAAUCAUGGGAAAGCUUGAGGGCAUGAAAGAUGUGAUUGAACAAGUGAACAAGCAGUUUAAGGAUCCGGACCUGACAACCUUUGUCUGCGUAUGCAUCCCGGAGUUCCUCUCUCUGUAUGAAACAGAGAGACUGGUGCAGGAACUCGCUAAAUUUGAGAUAGAUACACAUAAUAUUAUUAUCAAUCAAGUAAUUUUUGACGAAGAAGCUGUUGAAUCGAAGUUGCUGAAAGCUAGAAUGAGCAUGCAACAAAAAUACCUUGAUCAGUUCUACAUGUUAUAUGAUGACUUUCACAUCACUAAAUUGCCAUUGCUCCCUCAAGAGGUUACUGGGGUUGAAGCUCUAAAGGCAUUUUCAGAUAAUUUUGUAUCACCAUAUCAACCUUCCAUCAUCCGAGGCACAGUGGAAGAGCUGCAGCAAAGGGUAUCAACACUCAGGGAACAGUUAAAGGAUGCUGAAGCGGAACUAGAAAGGCUAAGAAAAGGAAAGCAAAAGGUCUGAAUGUAAUAUGCUCUCAGUUGUUAUCUUUUGCCUUCCCUUUGCAUGUGCCAUUUUUUCGUGAAGUUUUUCCAGAUAAAUAUCACUUAUACUGCUGAGAUAGGUCAAUUUGUACAAUGUGUUCGAUUCAUGUUUGGGGAAUCAUAAUUUAAGUCCCAAAAGUUUAUUGUAUUUUAAAUGAGCAUAAAUGCGUUUAAUUACGAUUAUUAUGUAUGGGUUAUGUUCAGUACCAUCUGAUUGAUGUAAACUAAUAAUGCAGCAAGUAGGAUUCAUUUGCAGUUCUGUAACCCUGAGCUAUCUUCUUCAUUGGAUUCAGCAACCUUUGUUUCCUCGACUCAUUGGUAUAGCGCCAGCUUGGCAAGGUUGUUUGGUUGUGAACUAGGCAUCACACGGAAACACUCUUCUAAGACUGCAUACAUCCAACCUUUUCACACCCUGCUUCGGCCAUAGCACUGGGACGCCUUUUUACGUUAUUGAUUACAAGCUAAUUCGUUGUGGAGCAAAUCAUAGAUACAGUAUACAGAUAUAAAUUACCCUAUGCACUGUGUUGCUGCAUUUGAAGUUUGCUCAUGACUUUCUUGGUUAUGAUGGAAGAGCAAAGCAUUUGUGGCAUACUUUUUCACUUUUGUGUGAGAAACUAAGGGCCACACAAGGAAGAAUUUCUUGGAGGCCAGUGCCAUACUAAGCUGAAUCUGACAUAUUUGCAAGUAGCUUUUCAAGGCUUGGCCCUGAUACAAGAAAGGGAGAUUGAAAGAG
This is a messenger RNA of Ilex paraguariensis (yerba mate), 2025 nucleotides long. The record is from the annotation of a GenBank genome assembly. NCBI's taxonomy places the organism in Eukaryota, Viridiplantae, Streptophyta, Magnoliopsida, Aquifoliales, Aquifoliaceae.